CGCCUCCACACCGAUCCCAGGGUCCCCUGCGCGGCGGGCGCGCUUCUAGUGCUUUCCGCGCGGGCGGUGUUGCGCAUGCGUUCGCGUGUGGUCCCGCCCCCCUCCGACCUCGCCGCUCCGCUGCUUGGGGUUGAACUUCCCGCCUGGUCUCCCCUGGGCGACAGCAAUGUGGCACAUCCCUCCUCGGAAGUGAAGGGACAGAAGCGUCCUAGGCCUCUCCACCCUUGCUGACGGCUUCGCGCCAAGGGCUGCCAUGGCCACGGGGUUCUCCUUUGGGUCCGGGACCCUCGGCUCCACCACUGUGGCCCCCGGCGGCACCGGCACAGGCAGCGGAUUCUCCUUCGGCGCGUCCAGCACACCUUCUGUGGGGCUCAACUUCGGAACUCUCGGAAGCUCUGCGACACCAGCAUCUACAUCUACUUCUGCCAGUGGUUUUGGAACAGGACUCUUUGGAUCUAAGCCUGGCACUGGAUUCACUCUAGGAGGAACAAGUGCAGGAACAACAGCUACUACAUCUGCAUCUACAACAGGCUUUAGUUUAGGAUUCAGUAAACCUGCAGCAUCUGCCACACCAUUUGCCCUGCCCGUCACUUCUACCACAGCUAGUGGUCUUACUCUCUCGUCUGCUCUGACAUCAGCUCCAGCAGCAUCCACAGGAUUUACGUUGAAUAACUUGGGAGCAACACCAGCCACAACUACAGCAGCAUCAACAGGACUUUCCUUAGGGGGGGCCUUAGCUGGUUUGGGAGGUUCACUUUUCCAGAGUGGAAACACAGCAACAUCAGGUCUCGGACAGAAUGCUUUAAGCUUGUCUCUGGGGACUGCAACACCUACUUCAGCAGCCAGCAGUGAAGGCCUUGGUGGUAUAGAUUUUAGUACCUCAUCAGAUAAAAAGAGUGAUAAAACGGGAACAAGGCCAGAGGAUAGCAAAGCCCUGAAAGAUGAAAACCUUCCUCCUGUCAUCUGUCAGGAUGUUGAGAAUCUCCAGAAAUUUGUCAAGGAACAAAAACAAGUCCAAGAAGAAAUUAGUCGAAUGUCUUCCAAAGCAAUGCUUAAAGUCCAGGAGGACAUCAAGGCCCUGAAGCAGCUCCUGUCAUUGGCUGCUAGUGGGUUGCAGAGGAACACACUCAAUAUUGACAAACUGAAGUUAGAAACUGCUCAGGAGUUAAAGAAUGCGGAAAUAGCUUUAAGAACCCAGAAAACACCACCUGGACUCCAACAUGAAAAUACAGCUCCUGCUGACUACUUCAGAGUCUUGGUUCAGCAAUUUGAGGUACAGCUUCAGCAGUACAGGCAGCAGAUUGAAGAACUAGAAAACCAUCUUGCCACUCAAGCAAACAAUUCACAUAUAACUCCGCAAGACUUAUCAAUGGCUAUGCAGAAAAUUUAUCAAACAUUUGUAGCUUUAGCUGCACAACUUCAGUCCAUUCAUGAAAAUGUCAAGGUGCUUAAAGAACAGUAUCUCAGCUACAGAAAAAUGUUUUUGGGUGAUGCUGGGGAUGUGUUUGAAGCCAGGAGAACAGAAGCCAAGAAGUGGCAGAAUGCACCCAGAGUUACUACUGGACCCACGCCUUUCAGCACCAUGCCAAACGCAGCAGCCGUUGCCAUGGCUGCAACACUUACACAGCAGCAACAGCCUGCUACAGGGCCACAGCCGUCUCUGGGAGUUAGUUUUGGAACGCCAUUCGGCUCAGGAUUUGGAACUAGCUCUGGUUUCGGAUGCGGUACCACAGGGGCCUCCACAUUUGGAUUUGGAACAACAGAUAAACCCUCAGGAAGUCUUAGUGCAGGCUUUGGCAGCUCAAGUACGUCUGGGUUUAACUUCAGCAAUCCUGGCAUCACGGCAUCAGCUGGUUUGACAUUUGGGGUGUCCAAUCCUGCGUCUGCGGGGUUUGGAACAGGAGGACAACUCCUUCAGUUGAAGAGACCUCCCGCUGGAAACAAAAGAGGAAAGAGAUGAACCUAUGGGUCGAGGUGUUGGCCGUGCUUAGCUGGCGCCGCUCAUUCUAUGAUUCUAUUUUUCUAAUGAUGUAGUGAUUGAGCUGCAUCUCGGGAGAUUUAUAAUGUUUUGAUAUUCCUCACUCUGGAACUUGAACUUUGUUUGUUUACCUUACCAGACAUCCUUCUUGUGAACUCAAAAUCCAGUUGCAGUUCUGUUGCUAUUACUUUUGACUCCAUGUAAGAAAUGUUGUGAUUAAAUUACCAAGUGAUAGUGGUGGGAAAAACAAUUCAUCAACCUAAACCUAUGAUUUUUCCUAGUAUUAAUAGCAAUUUUUUUGUUGCUGGGGUUUAAGCUGUGAAUACAUGCACAUUGGUUUCUUAUGCAGAUGGUUUGAACUCUCAGGCCUGUGCUAGAAGUAGUUUGUUCCUUGACAAGGCCUUUGGAACUGUGCUGCAGGGCAUCUUGUAGAUAUGUAUGUAAUUAUAUAUAGAGAAAUGCACACAGUGUGUGCACAUAAAAUAUAUUUACACACCUACAACUCUUGCCUCAGACUGUUAUCCUUUUCUAGUGUAUUUAGUUAUUCACUCUUUAUGCUUUAGGUCCUCAGCGCUUAUAAAAGGAGUAACUUAGGGUACCUGGUCACUUCGUUUGUUAAUUAGACAGAAGUGAUUCUUGAUAAAGUAUUUAACCCAUUCAAAUUCAUUGACUCCACUCCUGUUUUUAUUUAUUCCUUGACCCUUAUCUACGAGGAAUGGUCUAAGGCGCAUCAAACAGAUUUUAGAAACCUUUAUUACCCUAUGUAUAUAUUCUCGUGCUACAACUAUGGAAUCUUUUGUAAGGAGAUUGUCUUUUAGGAGUGUACGUGAACUCCAGACUGAUGCUCUGGGGCAAAGAGCUACUAAGCCAAAUUGAAUCUAUGCAGGUGAAGGAUGCAAUGUUAAUUCAGUAAGAACUUGUUUAGCUGUUUCAAUACAGAAUUCUUCUUAUAGGGCUAUGGAGAAACCAAAUGAAGUGGCUUCUAAGCCUCUUAAUGUGCUGAGUCUUAAUCUGGACUAGAGAAACUACAUUUUAGGAAAACUCUUUGUACCAACUAUGAACUUGCUGGUUUGAAGAGUGAGUGGAGCUCCAGUGAGUGCCACGGAGUUGUGUCAGGUUGUGUCUGUGACCUCUGUCUGUGCUGCCAUUCUUGGUGUUUCGUGAGUGAACAUCCACUGUGAAGGGAAUUGCCUUAGGACCAUGUCAGCGAGAAAGUAGUCUUCAGGUGGGAUGAACACAUGGAAUUGCACGGAAAUAGUUUAAUUUUUUACAUAGAAAGUUUUGUAUAUAAUGUUCAUCAGUGAAUAUUUUCAGGAUCAUUUUCACCAAGGCACCUUUUCUUUCUAAAAUAGGUGUGGUAUACAUACAUACAUAUACACAUAUAUAUUUUUAGUAUAAUGUCACUUGUGUUUGACUAUAAAAGCAUUGUGGUUCUGUUUUAUUUAUCUGCAUAUAACAGUGAUUGGCAUUCCUGAAUUCAAUAUUUGCAUCUUGAUGCAUUAAAAUAAGGAGAGUUAUUUGUCUUUGAGCAUUAAACCUGUUUUUAUUUGUAUAUUUUGUAAUUCUGCAGCCCUCGGUCCAGAUUAUGGGGGAGGACAGGAAAGGGUGUGCUUUGGCAUUUGAAGUUACUAUCAGAGUUACAUAUGCCAUUACAAAACACUGCUUUGUUAGUUUCUUAAAUACGGUGUAUUAUGCUGCAAAUAGCUGAGUAUUUAUAUUUCUCUGGGUUACUUUUUUCUUUAUAUACAUUUUCAUAUGUUGAACCACUGGAGACUUGUAACAUUCAUUUGUGGUAGGAGUCAGAGUGUUGUCUUUGUCUCCUUUGUCUUUGCCUUGUCUAUUAUGGAAAUAAUAAAAUUGUGUUAGUUGCUUUGAA
This is a messenger RNA of Rattus norvegicus (Norway rat), 3854 nucleotides long. RefSeq names its product nucleoporin 58 (gene Nup58). The record is from RefSeq and is a predicted model, not a curated record. Gene Ontology annotation, biological process: nucleocytoplasmic transport. Lineage: Eukaryota; Metazoa; Chordata; Mammalia; Rodentia; Muridae. Gene Ontology annotation, molecular function: structural constituent of nuclear pore. Gene Ontology annotation, cellular component: nuclear envelope; nuclear pore; nuclear membrane.